AUGGCUAUUCAAAAAAUUGGUAACAAGGAUUUGUCCCGCAAGGACAAAAGAAGAUUCAAUAUCGAAUCGAAAGUGAGCAAGAUUUAUCAAAAUUUCUAUUUUGAGAGGGAUAGCCAAUAUAAAGAUAGGCUGACAGCGUUGCAGACAGAUUUAACUUCCUUGCAUCAAGGUGAUAACGGUCAAUAUGCUCGUCAAGUACGAGACUUGGAGGAAGGGCGAGAUCUAGAGUUGGUCAGAUUGCGCCUUUUCGAAGAGUACCGUGUCUCUCGUUCUGGUAUCGAAUUUCAAGAAGAUAUCGAAAAAGCCAAGGCAGAACAUGAAAAGCUCAUCAAAUUGUGCAAGGAAAGACUUUAUUCGUCUAUAGAACAAAAAAUAAAGAAACUACAGGAAGAAAGAUUACUGAUGGAUGUGGCCAAUAUACACUCCUACGCCAUGAAUUAUAGCAGGCCGCAAUACCAGAAAAACACCAGGAGUCACACUGUAAGUGGUUGGGACUCCUCAUCUAAUGAGUACGGAAGAGAUACAGCUAACGAAAGCGCUACUGACGCAGGUGCUGGGAAUGAUCGAAGAACAUUAAGAAAAAGAAACGCUUCUAAGGAAGUAAGAGGUACCAUCAAUAAUCAAGAAGAAUCUGAUUUCCAGACUGGUAAUGGUUCUGGAAGCAAUGGCCAGGAUUCUAAACAGGGGUCCCAAUUCCCCCAUUUUAACAACUUAGGCUACAAGUCAGGCGUGGCCUCUGACUCGGACUUCCUACAAGGUAUAAACGAAGGCACUGACCUGUAUGCAUUUCUAUUCGGCGAGAAGAAUGCCAAAGACAACACCAAUGGCAAUGAAAAGAAAAAAAACCGUGGGGCCCAACGAUACUCCACUAAAACUGCGCCGCCUUUGCAAUCUCUGAAUCCAGACGAGGUCACUGAGGACAUUUCCUUGAUUAGGGAACUAACAGGCCAGCCUCCAGCACCUUUCAAACUAAGAUCCGACUAA
Messenger RNA from Saccharomyces kudriavzevii IFO 1802, 984 nucleotides. It is a transcript of the gene SDS3, whose product is annotated as Sds3p. Gene Ontology annotation, biological process: negative regulation of transcription by RNA polymerase II. The transcript has a single exon. Bases 1 to 984 code for a protein of 327 amino acids. Gene Ontology annotation, cellular component: Sin3-type complex. The record is from RefSeq and is a predicted model, not a curated record. Gene Ontology annotation, molecular function: histone deacetylase binding. Lineage: Eukaryota; Fungi; Ascomycota; Saccharomycetes; Saccharomycetales; Saccharomycetaceae.